UUAAUAUAAUUAACAAAACAUUUAAAACAAAUUGUACACGUACUACAAACCUAAAAUUAAAUAAAACAAACAAAUUGAAUUUUAACAACAAUAAACAACAAAGUGAAGUACAACAACACAAAACUUCUAAAUUCCCUUGUUUUACUGAGUCCCACAGCUAUCGAAAGAAAAGCAUUUACCAUUCACUUAUGCGGGUGUUGAUUUCGCGGGACCUUUUCAGAUAAAAUCAGGUAACUUGUGAAACUCUCCUUAUAUGAAAGGAUGCUUUUCAACAAAAGCUAUACAUCUGGAAGCGUGCUCUAGCUUAUCCACCGACGCGUUUUUAGCAGCUUUCGCACGGUUUACGGGUAGAAGAGGGUUGCCUAAACGCCUUAUGUCCGAUAAUGGCACAAAUUUUCUCGGUGCCAGUAGAUCGUUGCGAAAGGAAUCUCGCUUAUUUUUACGAAAAUCAGCUGAAGAUAUAAGUAAAAAAUAUGCAGUCCAUGGGUUUGAGUGGAAGUUCAUUCCACCUAGUGCUCCACAUAUGGGAGGUCUUUGGGAGGCUGGUGUAAAAAGUUUUAAGUUUCACUUUCAGAAAAUAACCGGCAACCAAAAGUUUAACUUUGAAGAGUUUUCGACUCUAUUAACCCGAAUUGAAAGUGUCCUAAACUCCAGACCUAUUUCCCCAAUGUCCGAGGAUCCUGAAGAUUUACAAGCCCUAACUACUGGUCACUUUUUAAGUAGAGCUCCAUUGAUGUUCGCUCCUGAACUGCCUUCAGAGAAUUUAUCGAUAAUAAACCGAUGGGAGCGGCUCCAGGCCUUUCAUCAUCGUCUUAGUCAACGCUGGAAGACUGAAUAUCUUCAUGAACUUCACAAGCGUUACAAAUGGAAAAACCCACAGCGGGAUUUGCAGAAAGAUGACUUUGUAGUCAUAAAGGAUGAGCUCCUACCUCCAAAUGAUUGGAAAAUGGGACAAGUUGGAUUAGUUCAUACUGGAAAAGAUAAACGCGUUCGUGUAGCUGACGUCCGAACAGCGUCUGGAACCAAUAGUCAAACUUUGCAUGCUUCCGAUUUGUGAUAAAUCAGUAGAUUGACUAGGAUUGUAUGUUGUGUAUGUCCUAUAUGUUCUGUUCAAAUUAUUCAAAUUUGUGUUAGCGAACCCAUUACUGCUGUUUUGUUUUGUUCUUCUUUUCCCUUUGCAGAUGGAUCAGUUCCCAGAUCAGUUCACAAUUAAACGAACAUUUACACUAACAAAGAAAACAUUUAAACAAAAAUAAUAACUACCAGUGCAGUGCACUUCAGUGAAGUGAUUCGCACACACACACACACCUCUAUUUACUUAAAAACAAAAAUAUAGAAUUUAAUACAAUUAACAAAUCAU
Lucilia cuprina (Australian sheep blowfly) is the source of this 1360-nucleotide messenger RNA. RefSeq lists its product as uncharacterized. The transcript is spliced from 2 exons. The record is from RefSeq and is a predicted model, not a curated record. Gene Ontology annotation, biological process: DNA integration. Gene Ontology annotation, molecular function: nucleic acid binding. NCBI's taxonomy places the organism in Eukaryota, Metazoa, Arthropoda, Insecta, Diptera, Calliphoridae. The coding region runs from base 254 to 1057 and encodes 267 amino acids.